CUUUCUAAUGAUUUAGCUAUAUGCAACCUUGAUGCCCCCACAGACUCUUUGAAGUCGUCUUAUUACUCCUAAAAGGAAUAACUAGUUUUGCGUCAAAUAACUAACAAUCUGCGAUUCUUUCUCUCCAGUAAACAGUCGACCUCCUUUAAAACAUAGAACCCAUGCAAUGUAAUAUUUGUGCCAUCCAAUAGAAGAAGGCACGAAAAAUCUGAAUUGCCUUGUAUAUGGAUAAAAUUUGUUCUACUCCAGGGCACGAAGACAAAUAGGUACAUGAUGGACCAGACCACCUGGCCCAUAUUAUCUAUUGAUGGACCACAACACUUGGCCCACAAAGUCAAAUACAACAGACAUCAAAAUUUGUCUCCUCCUUUUUGUGGCAUCUGUGUUUCUUGGAGGCCCAUAGUUUUUCUUUAUUCCCUACAUCUAAAAUAAUAAUAUAAAGUGUGCAUAUUUUUCAAAACCUACCUUGAUCAGCCACUAGUUUAAGAUUUAGUAUGUAACACAAAAUCUAUGCCAUGUUAGAAAUCAACAAGUAAUAGGCUAAAAUAGAUCCAAAAAUCUAUACCAAAUUUUUGCGUGGGAACUCUACUACAUUGAAAGAAGUGCUUCAAAAUUAGGGGCUCUACAGUAAGAUGAUAACCCAUCACACACGGCUCACAAGAAAAGAAAAUAAGGUAGAGUUAGAAAUGGAGACCUAAUCCAUGAUGCAGAGGACUCUGUCUAAUGGCCUCGGCUACAAUAGACGCUCGUGUCUCAUGUAAUAAAUCUUGAGAAAUGCGUGCAUGUACUUCAUAUUUUUGGAUGGGAGAAGUAUAAGAGUACUGCAGGGUGCCUUCUCUUCAAGGUACUCCCUCUGUUCCAUAUUAAUUGUCGCACUAGAUCAGCGACAACUAAUAUGGAACGAAGGGAGUAGCAUUUUUCAGACAAUAAACAGUAAACCUUUCUUACAAACUAAUCAAUAAAAGCUACAGAUUAGGAUUGCAAGCAGUUUAGAAGAACACUACGGGGAGAAACUGUUGCUCAAUGGAUAGAAUUGAAGGAAGUGGUUAAUAUAAUAUCUCUUACUGAUUGCAAGGAGAGUGUGCGUGUUGGAAACUGGGUGCAAAAACAGUCUUCUCUGUCAGGAAGCUAUAUUUGCAACUCAAAGCAACUGACCUAGUUGGAUACAGAGGUACAUGGAAGAUCAAAAUGCCCUUGAAAAUCAAGAUCUUUCCGUGCCUUUUUCAUUAGGAAUAGUGUUUUGACAAAUCUACUCAAAAGAGGGUGCACUGGCAACAAUCAAUGCUAAUUCUGUGCACUGAGGUCAUGCAAAGACAAAAUCAUUUGUCCCUUGACUUUAAUCUUGCCAAGUUCACCUGGAGAGUGGUCUUUAGUGCUCUUAAUUUGGUUGGACCUCCUGAAGAUAUUCAGGGCUUAAUUCGUGCUUUGUGGACCCUGUGUUCCUCCUGGCGUUGGACCAUUUGGAACACCAGAGAUUCGACAUAUUUUGAUAAAAAAAAUACCCGAUGAUCAGGCAAUAGUCGCCCCUCUUGUGUUUCAAUCUGUACAUUUCGUUUGUUUUGCAUAAAAAGUUUGCUCUACCAUGGUGUAGUGGCACUGUGGCCAAAAAUCGAUGAGGAGGCUUGUUGUUUUAAAAAAUGAAUCAAUACGUUGGACAAACCUUUGAUUCUUAGCCCGAGGUGUCCGAUCGGCAAGAAAGAGUCAAACCACCUGAUCAUUCCAGGUUGGCAUGCAUGUGUUUUCUAGAGUGAAGUCGGCAGGUUACGCUCAAAAAAUAGAGUGAAGUCGGCAUGCAUGUACGUGGAACAAGAUAAAAACGCGCUACUAGUAGAAAUCCACCCACGAAAUAAAGGACAAAACACGUGUGGUACAACCCUGGGUGAUGCAAGUUAUGCGGAGGCCGCAAUUCUAGUGCGUGCAUAGACGUACCGUACGUGACAAAUGGCGUACAUACAUAGCCUCUGUCCGUUGGACUUAGUCUUGCCUUGUCUCCAUCGACCGGCUCACACUGAGUCAAUUUUUUCCUUAGGAUAUAUAGGACGUGAUGUGCUGUGGACAUCCAUUUUCCUAAGAUUUAUGGGAGGUAGCAGGUGAUUUCCCUGCAUUUAGACUCGCGACUACUGAUGUAAGUGCACUAUUGCAGUGGUGACUUGGCCAAUGCUUCUGGAAAUAAACAACAAGACAAAUUGCUUGGCCUCGCCGAUAUAAAUAGCUCGUCACUAAAGGGCACGCAACCGUGGAUAGAUAGGCAGGCGCACAAACAAUCGUAGUAGUACAAGUUAUUGACGAGAUGGACGCCGGCGGCGAUGCUACCGAGAGCAAGGAGCAUUUUGUCCUAGUGCACGGUGCCGGCCACGGCGCCUGGUGCUGGUUCAGGCUCCUGCCCCUGCUCCGGGGCUCCGGCCACCGCGUCUCCUGCGUCGACCUUGCUGGGGCAGCCGGCAGCCGCGUCGACCCCGGCUCUGUCCGGUCGUUCGACGAGUACACCGCGCCGCUCGUCGACCUCCUGUCCGCGCUGCCAGACGGCGAAAAGGUGAUUUUGGUUGGGCACAGCGCAGGAGGGCUAAGUGUGACCCAUGCAAUGCAUUUAUUCAGCGACAGGAUUAAGCAGGCAAUCUUCAUAGCAGCAACCAUGCUCCCGUUUGGCUACCAAACGGAACAAGACAUCAAAGAUGGCGUACCUGAUUUAUCCGAGUUCGGGGACGUGUAUGACCUAGCAUUUGGUCUUGGAAUGGAUCACCCGCCAACGAGUGCAGCACUGCGGCCAGAGUUCCAGCGCAUGAUCCUGUCCCAGCAAAGCCCCCAAGAGGACUCUGCGCUUGCCUCCAUCCUACUCCGUCCAUGGCCUGCCGCCUUGAGCGCAGCCAGGUUUGGGAGAGGCGGCGGGGACAGCAGCGCGAUCGACCAGGUGCGGCGCGUGUACAUAACAACGGCAAAGGAUUGCAUGGUGAAGCCGGAGCAGCAGGAGGCGAUGAUUCACCGGUGGCCACCGAGCAAGGUUGUGGCCAUGGACACCGACCACAGCCCCUUCUUCUCCGCACCGGAGCGUCUCUUUCAGCUCAUUGUCAAGUUACCGUGACCACUUGUACACCAUGCAUGCACGGUCUGGGUGACGCCUAGCUGCUCCUGCUCUUGUAUUCUCCACUUCUCCAGUCUUCACUGUGUGAUGUUACUUGCAUGCCAAUUAAGUUAUCAACAAGGCUGUAAAGUUCCAGA
Molecule: messenger RNA, 3216 nt
Organism: Aegilops tauschii subsp. strangulata
Lineage: Eukaryota; Viridiplantae; Streptophyta; Magnoliopsida; Poales; Poaceae
Product: methylesterase 17
Biological process (GO): salicylic acid metabolic process; jasmonic acid metabolic process
Molecular function (GO): methyl jasmonate esterase activity; methyl indole-3-acetate esterase activity; methyl salicylate esterase activity
Source: RefSeq, a predicted model, not a curated record